AAGCUUGGGCUUGAAAGCCGCCCCUCGCUCCCAACGAUGAGGGUGACUCUGGCGCUCGCGGCGGUCGCCUGUGCAGCAAGUGCGGCGCAUUUGGACGCCCGGGAUGUGGUGCGCGCCAAAACCAGGACCCCUCGAGCCCCCUGGCGGGGCGGCGACUUCGGGGCGAUGAGCGAGGUGCUGAACGGCCACUUGAAGCAGAUGUUUCCCAGGACAAGGCCGUGCCACGAGUGGAGCGCCCCGGAGCUGCAGGAGUUUCAGGCGCAGCUCUACACGACGAGGCACGAGCACUUGGACGGCAUCUACUCCAACGUCUCGGACAACCGCCGGCUGCGCCUGCCGUCGCUGGAGUCCUACCGACAGACCUGGCGCAAGUUGGACGCGGAGGUGAAGCGGCAACCGCACUUGCGGGACAUGCACCGUGAUGGCCACUGCCACGAGGCGGUCAUGUGGCUGGUGCAUCACGUGCCUGCGGCGGAGCAGCAGACGCGCUUCGCGCGCCUCGAGGUGCCGCUGCUGUCGGAAAAGCGCCACGGCUGCGCGGAGGGGGAGCUUUGCCGGGCCUACGAGGGCCAGAUCUCUUGUGCAGACUGCCACAGCGGCACCGGCAUCAUCGCGCAGGAUUGGAGCGACAUCCCCGGAGUCAUCCCGGAGGAUCCCAAGCAUCCAGGCUGGGCGCGGCAGCGGCGCUGCGACCAGAACUACCAGCCCGUGUGCAGCCCCUGUGAGGGCGUGGGUGGGCCGUACUGGGGCGAUGAUGUGGCAUCCUUCCAGCCCACCAACUGUGAGGUGGUGGCCCUUCCUGAGGAUGUGCCGGCUUCCGAGCGCCAGUCCCCGCAGUUCGCGGAGAGCUUCACAGUUCACCAGCUGGGCAGCGACCGCCUGGUGCGGACGCAGAACAAGGCCAAGUUCGCGCUCUACUCGCAGAUCCGGUCCACGCUGUGGUACGACUUCCCCCUGGGCGAUGGCACUGGUACCGGCAGCGAAGGCAUGGCAAAGCUCCGGCAUGACACAUUCUACGACGACCUGGGCUACAGGUGGCUGGACGACGGCUUGGUCUCGGAGCUGCACUUCCAGUCCCGAGCCCAGCGGGCGGCCAACGUCACGGGGCCCAUGGUGUCGAUGAUCCACGGGCUGCUGGGCUGGGGCAAGCGCCUUGGUCGCCAGGGCGGUGGAGCCGG
Molecule: messenger RNA, 1178 nt
Organism: Effrenium voratum
Lineage: Eukaryota; Dinophyceae; Suessiales; Symbiodiniaceae
Source: the annotation of a GenBank genome assembly